AUCCCUCCUCUGGACACUCUCCAACACCUUUGGAUCCUCCUGAUCUUGUGGUGCCCCAAGUGUCCCCAGCACUGGAGGUGAGGCUGUCCCAGUGCAGAGCAGAGCGGGACAAUCCCUCCCUGGGCCCUGGUGGCCCUUUGGGCUGCCAGGACUCACUGGUGACUCAGAUCCAACUCGCCACCAACCAGGACCCCCAGGUCCCUUGCCAGGGCGCUGCUCUCCAGCCUCUCAUUCCUAGUCUGUCCCUGCAUCCAGGGCUGCCCCAUUCCAGGGCAGGAUCUGACACUUGCCCUUGUUAAACCUCACAUGGUUGGGGAUUUCCCAAUCCUCGCAUUUGUCAGGGUCUGUCUGUGGGCCCUCUCUGUCCUUGAGAAUGUCAGCAGUUCCUCCCAAGCGAGUGUUCUCAGCAAACCCGGUCCUGCACCCAACUUGUCCCCACCAUCCGCACUGCUCUCCCUGCUGGGCAGCCUGUAAUGCCCUCUCUAUUUUUAGCCCAGUUUUGCUGAGAAGUAGCUUAUGGGUUACUUCUUAGGAAGGCUUAUGCAUGCAUGAAAUCUGAAUCUGCAGGUCUCUCCUGGGGGCAUGGGGUCCAUCCCCACCAGGUUUUUAUGAACCUUGCUGAUACCUUCCUUUGCUCCUCACAGUGACACGCAGCAGUGGCACGAGGUGAUGGAGAUAUAAGAGAACAGUACCUCACAAAAAAGGAGAAGCAUCUCUUAUGCAACAUAAAAAUACACUAAGAAUAUAAACCCUUAAUAGAAAACACAGCCAGAUCUUGAGAAGGGGCUUGGAGGUGUCUCCUGCCUUUCACAGGUCAGCUUGGAAUGUCACAAGUUCAUCCUGGGUGUGAGAUCCUGUGGGUGCUGGCACAGGAAUGUGCAAGAGCUCAGUGAUGCCCUUGGGCUUUGAUUUAAAAAACUUAUGGAAACCCCUCUCACCUUGGAGAUUUUGCCCAUCAGGUGCAUCUUGUGCAGUCUGGGGAGCAGACAGUGACCACUCUGUUCUGUGCUGCAGCCUCAUGUCUGGGCUGGCCACCAUGGACUCCAAGGCCUGUGGGAAGAUGGGGGUGAUCACCAUCACCUACUACCUUUGGACAACCUUCAUGGCAGUGACUGUGGGGAUCAUCCUCGUGGUCAGCAUCCAUCCUGGUGCAGCUGCCCAAAAGGACAACUACUCUGUGGGGAAAGUGGUGCUCAGCUCCGCCGAUGCAUUACUGGAUUUAAUCAGAAACAUGUUUCCUUCUAAUCUGGUUGAAGCUUCAUUCCAGCAGUAUCGAACUGUUCUUGUCCCAGUGGUGAAGUCACCUGGUUUUCCAAAGAUCCCAGGAAAACCUGUCAAUUUUAUUUACUUUGCACCUGAUGACAAAAACCCUGAAAUCCAUCGGCCUGUGUUCCUUGAGCUGACACCAUCACCUGAGAUGACCUACAGGACCCUGGCUGGGACCAGCAAUGAGAUGAAUGUCCUGGGGAUUGUCAUCUUCUCAGCAACCAUAGGACUUCUCCUAGGAAAGAUGGGUGAACGAGGAGCCCCGCUGGUUAACGUGUGCCAGUGUCUGAACGAAGCAGUUAUGAAAAUUGUCUCAAUGGCUGUUUGGUACUUCCCCUUUGGCAUUGUAUUUCUCAUAGCUGGAAAGAUCUUGGAGAUGGAAGAUCCGUCAGUUAUAGGACAGAAACUGGGACUAUAUGUCAUUACAGUGGUGUCAGGGCUUGCCUUCCAUGGAAUCAUCCUCUUACCUCUGCUUUUUGUCCUCAUCACCAAGAAAAACCCCUUUGCUUUCAUUCAGGGGAUACUGCAAGCCUUGCUGAUCGCCUUAGCUACGUCCUCCAGCUCAGCCACCCUGCCCAUCACCCUCAAGUGUCUCCUGGAGAACAAUGGCAUCGACAGACGUGUGGCACGAUUCGUGCUCCCUGUCGGGGCCACCAUCAACAUGGACGGCACAGCGCUCUACGAGGCAGUCGCUGCCAUCUUUAUUGCCCAGGUCAAUGAGUAUGAACUGGAUUUGGGACAAAUUAUAACUAUAAGCAUCACAGCCUCGGCAGCCAGCAUUGGGGCCGCUGGGAUCCCGCAGUCUGGGCUCGUCACCAUGGUCAUUGUCCUCACCUCUGUGGGGCUGCCCACCGAGGACAUCACCCUCAUCAUUGCCGUCGACUGGGCUCUGGACCGACUACGAACCAUGACCAAUGUCCUUGGUGAUGCGCUGGCUGCUGGCAUCAUAGCACAUGUCUGCGAGAAGGACUUUGCCCCAAAGCCCCCCCCAGAAGACCGAGUGAGCAACACAGACAAGUUUCCUUCUGCAGAGACCUCACACCCGCAUCCCAAAGACAAUGGGAUUGAAGUGAUUGAAGAAACCCUUUUGGAUCAGACACAAGUUCACUACAACAUCUGCCAGGUGUAGAUAACAGCAUUCCUGCUCCCAGGAAUGGCAUCUUGGUGCUAAACACUGACAUAGUGAGUGUCGCAUAUGGAUGCUCUGCAAGUUAAAAGGCCUUACUUGGCACAACAAGUGGGAAAAUCCUCUCUUAUCCUUUGAAGACCAUAGGACUCCCAGCAGGCACCCAAAGAGCGUGGCUCUGCUGCUGGGGCAGGGAGCCAGCUCCUCCCUGCGCCUGAGGACACAGCUGGGAGCUCGCUGCCCUGUCUUAAAUGGCUGGGUUUGAAGGAUUGUUAACUCCCAUUUUUCCAAGCUCACCUAUUUUUGAAAGCUAGGGAGGUGAGCAGGUGUUAGCAGACUGGAAUUGGUGAGAAUGCAGCAGGGGUGAGACAUAUCACUGAACCCUCUGGCCAGCAGCUCUUCCCUGGAGGCCAGGCUGUGCUCCAGAAGCUUUUGUUUUCCUUAUAGAGAUUAUUUUUUCAAUCGUUGCUUUUUAUUUUACUACUGGGUUCUCAUCUAAAAACUAAGAUUAUGUGAAUUUCUGUCUAGAGCUCAAAAUUCAAGUUGGACAUAAUGAGAUUUCCCAGCUGUCAGGUUACAGACAGGACGGCUGAGCUGUUGCACUCUCGUGGGGACAGUGGGAUCCACUGGCUGGAAGGAAGGAAGGACAAACUGUACACCUGUUUCUAUAGCUGUCUUAUUACAGAGAACUAAUUAACGAGGCCCAGUUGCAACUGUGUUGAUUUUCCCAGUAAAGGAUCUGUCUCCAAGCUCAAAUUCCAACUACAGCCUUAAAAUCCAGGCUUCCGAGGGUAGCCUUCUACACAAAAGCCUUUUAUACCAACAAUUCAUGUCAGUGAAUUAAUCUGUAUUUCAAAAUGUCAUCUCAUCCCUUUUCUCUUGAUCUUCCCUGUCACAGAAUUGGGAAUCGUAACACAGCUCAGACCCCCACUCACAUCACUGAACUGUUCUCCAACUGCACAUAAAGAAAACAUUUUAUGUGCAGAAUUCUUUCAAGCUGAAGUCAGAGGUUGUAAAAAAAAUUUAAUUUAGAAGAAAUAUUCAUUCCAGUUUUGCCAAAUGAAAAGCAGAAACUAUUAAAUAUCAUAAACCAGCUUUAGCACAAAAAUUGUCUUCUAUUAACUUCAAGCAAAAGCCUUCACAUAAUUAGAAUCCUGGGCAAUGUAAGCUUGAGAUGCUGCUGCUAACUUUGGCCUUUUUCACCCUUUCUCCUUGGUGAGGUUAAUUAUUACCUUCUUAAACAUUACAGCCCAAUUGCUCUUCAAGGAGCACUUACAUCAUUUGCAAACCCAAAAUAAUCACAUUUCAAAUCAAUCUCUGCAGCUUCCUCAGACAUCCCUCCCUCCUUCCCAUAUCAUGUAUGAUCACCUUGAUACAUCACACACUGGUUCAGCAUCACUGGCUCUGAAGGGUUUUGUGGUUGUACCUCUAUACCAGGAGUGAGCUCAGGCACCCAAAACCCCCUGGGAGACACUGGGGAGGCUCCAGGCAGCCCCAGCUCUGGCCAAGGAUCUGAGUAUCCCAUCUGUCUGCAAGUUACCCACAUCCUGCAGACACAGCUGGACAGACACCUCCAAUGCACCUGCACCAGCAGACUAAUUAAAACAGGCAAGAUUUUUGAGACCUUUCUGGUCAGUCACUGGUGCAUGGGAGCACCUCCAUCCCUCACUGGAUGCCCCAGGUGAGUCCAGGCUGACCAGCACAGACACCAGCACAGGCAGCAGAGACAAGCCCCACUUUCACAUUUGUUCUCUUCUGAUCAAUGAGCUCUGGAUAUUACAGCACACCAUUAACCCUGCAACAAAAGGCAGGAUGGAAUGCCCAUGGCAAAAGGUCCUUGAGUGCUGGGGUUGCAGGAUGAGCCUCUGGGCAGUCACUCUCAUCACUGGGCUCUGGCUGCUGCAGACCAGACCCAUGCCCUGGAAACUGCAAGUCAUACUAAAACAAUUUAAACAGCACAUCCUCAAGCUCACUGCAGCAAAGAAAAAAAAUAUUAUUGAAAACACAGAAUAUUAUAUCUCAGUAAUAAAUCUAGAGCUGGUGAAGCCAAUCGCACCCUGGACAACUUGCCCCUGUGCUUUAUCAGAAUGGAUGGAUUUCCAGUUGGAAAGGAACUCAAAGCUCAUCUCCCAUGGCAGGGACACCUUCCAUUAGACCAGGUUGCUCCAAGCCCUGUUCAACCUGGCCUUCAAAGUGUUGGUAACACCUCUUACUAUCUGGUGAGAUUCACAUUAGCAGAGAUGUUUUGAUUUUGGAAAUCAGCAGGAAGUAUUUUGAUGCUAGUAAGGUAAAGGUAAAGUGUCAUGCUGGAGUCCACAUAGCCUUGUCCUUGUGACAAAUACAGCAAGGGAGAGCUUUGAGUCCAGCAACCUCAAAAUUGGGUUGUCAUCACUGUGACCCUCGAACAGGAUAAAACAAGGGGAAAAAAUAAUUCAAGUGCUUCUGAAAAUCUCUUUGUGGUCUGGUAUAGAGGGAAGGGUUAUUGAAGGGGAAAGCCCAAAGGCAGCAAGGACAAUCCAUCUUCAGCACUGCACACAGGCAAAGGAGAGGCACCUGAACACCUUCAACAGGGUGGAAAUUGUGGAAAAGUAAAUGAAGGAGAUUUACGGGAUGGCCCAGGUAGUGAGGUGCCCACUGUCGCAGACCAUGCCAGCCCCACCUGCGUUUUCAGUAACCUGCUGCUGGGGAAACACUGACAGCAAUGUUUAUCUGCUGCUCAGGGGGGAACAGCAGCCUCCCUGUGCCAGCUCUGAGAGCUGGUGGCACUCAUGGAACCCCAGAAUGUCAGCAGGGCUUUUGUAGAGAGCAACACAAACUCAUCAGGGGUGAGGAACAAGAGACUUCUAGAAAACGAGAAAGUAGCAGAGUCUGGACAAAGUCAUUGGGCAUCACUUGGGAGGAGUUUUAUUCUGUACCAGCUGUAUUCAGGAGACCAGGAUGGGAGAGAGGUGAAGUUCCACGUGACAAACUGAAACCCAUCUAUUCAGCCUCAAAAAAGAUUAAAAAAAGGGACCCGGGGAACUGCUCAGGCUCCCCAGGGAAUGGUCCCGGCCCCAAGGCUGCCAGAGCUCCAGGAGCAUUUGGACAGCACUCUCAGGGAUGAGCAUCUCAUUUCAUCUCAGGGUGAAACUGUUGGGGUAUCUGUGUAGGGCCAGGGGCUGAGUGAUGAUCCCUUUGGACUCAGUAUAUUCUGUGGUUCCAUAAUUAAAUUCUACUGACAGAUACACUGCACCUUCAAAGUAUUUUAAACUAUUUUCCCAGGCACCUGUAAGAAAAAGAGGUGCCUCUCUCUGUUCUAGCACUGAAAAUCUAACUCUAUGUUAUUUCCAUGCAAUUGGAGAAGUACAGGCAGUGCAAGGCACAUAUCCUACAGCACAGAAAUCUGGUGUACAGAAAGCACACAUGCUCAAAUGCUGUAUUUCUUCCUUCAAAAUCCUUGUUUUCCUUACAAACAAAAAUCUCAGCUGCUCUGGUAAUACAGGUGAUCCCUGGGUUAUGGCUGCUGCACUUACUAUUGCAAUAAAGUUGGAGAGCAACUGGGUGAAGAAAUUUGGUGGUUAUACAAGUGUUAUUUUACUGAAAAAACCCUCAAGGAAAUCUACUUUGGUGAACUAAAAUCCAUGUGAAAGGUAUUUAUGGGGUCUGUGGUUAUUAAGCAAAAGGAAAAGUUGAAGCAGCCCUUGGCUCUUUGGGGCACCUCCCAGACAUGGGCAGAAAACCCACCUGCUGGCCACAUGAGCCUUGACUGGGGAAUGACAUUUCCACAAUGGUAUUUGAGAAUUUGAGGAUGUGACUGACCAUAAAUGAAUUUUCAUUGAACUGAAUGACUUGAGCAUACACUUUACUCAGAAGACACUGGCUUGUUCCUACAAGUUGACUUGAUCCUCCAGAUUGGUUCUUUUCUGUGCAUCCGUUCUUCCAGAGCACCAGUUAUUUUUACAUACCUGAAUUUAUAAAACAUUGAGUUUUAAUCAGGGACUUUCUCUUUUAUAUCAUUUUCACAUCUUUUUAGGACAUAUAAAUGGAGUUGGAAGGGAACUGUCAGCAGAGCACUGCUGCCAUUGUUCCUUUGGAUCACAAUGUGCCUCAGUUUGUGUUUUACUAAAACUGAAAAAAGUAACAAAAUAACUCAAUGCUGUAGCAUGUGGCAAAAUACAAUCCAAACAACAGAUGUGAAAACCAGCCCAAAAUUCACUUUUAAUUUAAAAUACUACCAACUUCAAAAUUAGUCUGCAAGUUUUUUAGAAUGAUUUUGAAAAUUCCCUUCCAGUAAAUGUUUUUAAAGAUAAUUCUUUAAAUCUAUUACAACCCCAGGUUUCUCUAUAAAACCAGGUUUUCAAAGCAGCUCUGAACAACAGAUAUAGCUCAAAUAAGCAAAUAAGUUGGGUUUUAUUUGACAAUCACAGCAUGUAACCUCUACUAAAUGCUCCUCUAAGGAGUGAAUGCCUCCAUGGGGAUGUAUUUUCUGCCUUUCCAAUUCACUGUACACAUUAGUUUCCUUGAGGAAUUCCUAAUCUUGUCUGAUGUGAUAAUAAACUUUCUAGAAAAUCUGAAUGAAUUAUUUCAGUCCUUCCUGCAGGCAGGUGCAGCUCAGCCCAUCACCCAUGGAUUACACACAACACAGCCCAGGGUCAGGACAGGUCCUGCCCAGAACGCAAUGCUACGAGAGCACAGCAAGGCACAUCAGUGCUUGUGCUAUGGGACCACUUGCAAACUGAUCCACAGUUAACAGUUCAGAUCUAGCUCAUAAAUUGUCAUUCAGUGUUCACAUGCAGCGAAUCUCAUCCCAACCCUUGCCACAGGGCAGGGGGACCACUAUCCCAGGGUACUCCAAGCCCCCUCCAGCCUGGCCUGGAACACUUCCAAGGAUCCAGGGGCAGCCACACCUUCUCUGGGCACCCUG
Molecule: messenger RNA, 7295 nt
Organism: Cyanistes caeruleus (blue tit)
Lineage: Eukaryota; Metazoa; Chordata; Aves; Passeriformes; Paridae
Product: excitatory amino acid transporter 5-like
Biological process (GO): L-glutamate transmembrane transport
Cellular component (GO): plasma membrane
Molecular function (GO): L-glutamate transmembrane transporter activity; glutamate:sodium symporter activity; neutral L-amino acid transmembrane transporter activity
Source: RefSeq, a predicted model, not a curated record